Helobdella robusta is the source of this 1059-nucleotide messenger RNA. RefSeq lists its product as hypothetical. NCBI's taxonomy places the organism in Eukaryota, Metazoa, Annelida, Clitellata, Rhynchobdellida, Glossiphoniidae. The annotation marks the transcript as partial. The record is from RefSeq and is a predicted model, not a curated record. Gene Ontology annotation, cellular component: membrane. Gene Ontology annotation, molecular function: potassium ion leak channel activity. Gene Ontology annotation, biological process: stabilization of membrane potential; potassium ion transmembrane transport. The transcript is spliced from 4 exons.
AAACGGGCGAAGACAAAGACUCAAAAGUUAUACUCAUGCCUAAAAGCUUUCCUGGCUUUCAUUUUCUCCACAAUCGGCCUAUUUUUCUUGCUAGUAGUUUACAUAAUUCUUGGUGGGUUUAUUUUUCAAGCCCUGGAGGCCCCAAACGAACGUAGGGUGAAUAGGGAGAUGACCCAGUUGAGAAGGUCAAGGGUCGAAUAUCUGUGGAACGUCACACUGGAAUUGAACACGUUACACCCUGCCAAGUGGAGCAAUGCUGUUGUUGAUGAUGAUGACGAUGAUGAUGGUGGUGGUGGUGGUGGCGGUGGUGGUGGCGGUGGACAGGAAUUGCAAUGGACAUUCGCGGGAGCCUUACUUUAUUCUAUCACUGUCAUCACCACUAUUGGGUACGGACACAUCGCCCCGAAAACAGACUGGGGUCGAAUUGUCACCAUGUUGUACGCCAUACUUGGAAUCCCACUGACUCUUUUCACCAUCACCAACCUCGGCAGCUUCAUGGCGACAGCUUUCAGGUUCACGUAUCGAAAUGUCUGCUGUCGACUCACCUUGAAAAAAUACAACAAACAAACAACGCUUCAUAGCAAACUUCGGCCGCAAACUUCACCUAUCUCUAAGAAGAGACGGAAAAAACAUCACAGCCCCCAGGACCACGUGACGUCAUCAAAUCACGACGUAGAUGAUUGGCGGAAGAGGUUCGACUUAAUCUUCUUCACGAGUGACAUCAAACAAGUGAAGGUUCCCAUCUACAUCAGCCUGCUGAUAAUUACCAUCUACAUUGCCCUCGGUGCUACGCUGUUCAGCUUGUGGGAGAAAAAUUGGAGUUAUCUGAUUGGCUGCUAUUUUUGUUUCAUCACCCUAUCAACCAUAGGUUUUGGGGAUUACGUUCCAGGAACAAGCUCUGACCAAUGGAAUUCUCAGGCGAAGUUGGUGCUGUGCGCUCUGUACCUCUUCGUCGGGCUGGCCCUUAUCGCCAUGUGCUUCGACCUCAUGCUGGAGCAGAUUCGGAGCAAUUUGAAAGAGUUCGCUAAAAAAAUCGGUCUAUUGACUAGUGACGAUGAA